Messenger RNA from Neoarthrinium moseri, 1380 nucleotides. RefSeq lists its product as uncharacterized. NCBI's taxonomy places the organism in Eukaryota, Fungi, Ascomycota, Sordariomycetes, Amphisphaeriales, Apiosporaceae. The record is from RefSeq and is a predicted model, not a curated record. The transcript has 8 exons. Bases 1 to 1380 code for a protein of 459 amino acids.
AUGGGUCUGCUCGCCGCCGUUCUCCUAUACACAGCCUCGGUGCUUGCUGUGCCAGGCAGUAUACUACAAAGAGCAAGUCCCUUGACAAUUUCCACCUCAAGUGGUUCGGUCACUGGCUUUAUCAAUAAGACCACCCCAGAUGUCCGCCAAUUUUUGGGCAUACCCUUCGCAGAACCACCCCUCGGCUCCUUGCGCUUUCAACCGCCCGUAGCGAAGUCCGCUGGGGCCCCGAUCACAGCAAACAAGCUCCCAGCAAACUGUAUACAGUUCUCAGGUUUCAGUUCAGGAUUGACAAUCGCCGGCCCUGUGUCACAAGAUUGCUUGUACCUCAAUGUAUACACGCCCGCGAAUGCUGCAUCCGGAAGCCUGCCGGUUCUCAUUUGGAUCUACGGCGGUGCUUUCAUUAUCGGAGGAUCCGACGUACCAUACCAGGUCCCUGAUCAGUGGGUCGAGCGAACGAAGUCACAUAUCGUUGUGACAUUCAAUUACCGCCUCGGCGCCUUCGGCUUUCCCAAUGCUCGGGCCCAGACUUUGAAUGCAGGUCUUCUAGAUCAACGAUUAGCCGUGGAAUGGGUCUCUAAAAACAUCGCGGCUUUCGGUGGGAAUCCUUCAAAGUUGGUGAUAUGGGGUCAGUCGGCUGGAGCCGCGUCCGUAGGCUUGUACGGAUACGCGUAUCCCCAAAACUCUCUCCUCUACGGCGCGAUCGCCGAUUCGGGAGGUCCAAGCAUGUUGCUAGCCAAUGAUCCUACACACUCAACUUUCACAGGUCUCGCGGGGACAGUUGGAUGCGGCAAUCUUGACGCAAACGGCGAGAUGGCCUGCAUGCAAGCUGUCAAUUCCUCGAAGCUUGAAUCUGCUGUUCUGUCAUACCCGGGGUCAUUCGCUCCAGCCCUAGACGGGAAGACCGCAUUCAAUGAUACAACUGCGCGGAUUUCAUCGGGACGAAUUGCAAAAUAUCCAAUGAUAAUGGGCUCCAAUGCGAACGAGGGUGGCUCCUUUGGCGGUUCAGACCCUAUCACCUGCCCAACCGUGGAUGAGAUUGAAAAUCGCCAGAGAUAUGGCCUCACUACAUACCAAUAUUUCUAUGCCGGCAACUUCACCAAUGUUUCACAAGGUCAAGGCGCAACACACAGUAGCGAAUUACCUCUAGUUUUUGGGACUUACGGCCUGUAUGGUACUUCCACCACUUUCGAGAAGCAAGUUAGUGAAGGCAUGCAAGAUUAUUGGCUGGCGUUCAUCAAAAACCCAAAUGCCCCACCUUCUGCCGCCGGAACCGUCUGGCCGCCGUCCAAUGCAAAUACAAAAUCUGUGAUGGAGUUUGGGACCAACAACAGGGUGCAACAGCUCAUAUCAGGAAGUUCCAUAGGCCCAGGCUGUUAG